AUGAGCAGGAAUACUGCAAAGACGUUUAGCAGCAGGGGGGUGGGCGGCGCCUCGGGGAGAUCGCUGCCGCCGCGAAGAAUGUGGUCUGCUUGUUUGGCGGUUGCGCUUCUGGCGUGCAUCGCUUUGCUGCCGGCGCGGGCACACAUGAUCGAGCUUUUGCCGGCUUCGAAGGAGUGCUUCUUCGAAGACCUGCACAUCGGGGACCAGAUGACUCUGACCUAUCAAGUAGGCGGUGGUGGGGGGCAUCUCGACAUUGACACGACGCUCACCGAGCCAUCUGGUCAGCGGCUGUACGAGCUGUACCGCAAGGACACGGGGACAUACUCUUUCACCGCGCAGCACGACGGGCGAUACGAGUACUGCUUCUCGAACGAGUUUAGCACCGUCAGCGACAAGACGGUCAGCUUCAACGUGCAUGGCAUCAUCUAUGUGCCCGAUGACGGAGAGAUGCAGCCGAUAGAACGGGAAAUUAGGGAUCUGGCAGCUGGACUGCAGGCCAUCAAGGACGAGCAAGAAUACCUCGUCGUCAGAGAGCGCGUGCAUCGGAAUACUGCCGAAAGCACAAAUACGAGGGUCAAGUGGUGGUCCAUCGCCCAGGGGAUCAUGCUUCUGGGUGUCUGUGGCGUGCAGAUCUUCUUUGUGAAGAGGUGA
Molecule: messenger RNA, 651 nt
Organism: Tilletiaria anomala UBC 951
Lineage: Eukaryota; Fungi; Basidiomycota; Exobasidiomycetes; Georgefischeriales; Tilletiariaceae
Product: supernatant protein factor, C-terminal domain-containing protein
Exons: 3
Coding region: 1-651 (216 amino acids)
Biological process (GO): endoplasmic reticulum to Golgi vesicle-mediated transport; Golgi organization; protein retention in ER lumen
Cellular component (GO): endoplasmic reticulum-Golgi intermediate compartment; endoplasmic reticulum; Golgi apparatus
Source: RefSeq, a predicted model, not a curated record